Striga hermonthica is the source of this 422-nucleotide messenger RNA. The record is from the annotation of a GenBank genome assembly. NCBI's taxonomy places the organism in Eukaryota, Viridiplantae, Streptophyta, Magnoliopsida, Lamiales, Orobanchaceae.
UUGGGAGAAGAGUCAUUUCAUGGUGCGUAGUGGUGUUGUGUUGGGUCAUGUUGUGUCUAGUCGGGGGAUUGAAGUUGAUAAAGCAAAAAUCGAUGUGAUUGAAAAACUUCCCCCGCCUACGAAUGUUAAGGGUAUUAGAAGCUUCUUAGGCCAUGCCGGGUUCUAUAGACGUUUCAUUAAGGACUUUUCGAAGAUUAGCCAACCUUUGUGUCGCUUGCUUGCUAAUGAUGUGCCAUUUGUGUUUGAUGAUGCAUGUUUAGAUGCUUUUGCUACAUUGAAAGAAAAGCUUGUGACCGCACCUAUUGUCGUUGCUCCCGAUUGGUCCUUACCUUUCGAAAUUAUGUGUGAUGCUUCAAAUCUUGCCGUUGGAGCCGUUUUGGGCCAAAGAGUUGACAAAUUACUCCGAGUGAUUUAUUAUGCUA